Molecule: messenger RNA, 1986 nt
Organism: Alternaria triticimaculans
Lineage: Eukaryota; Fungi; Ascomycota; Dothideomycetes; Pleosporales; Pleosporaceae
Exons: 3
Coding region: 1-1986 (661 amino acids)
Biological process (GO): xenobiotic detoxification by transmembrane export across the plasma membrane
Cellular component (GO): membrane
Molecular function (GO): antiporter activity; xenobiotic transmembrane transporter activity
Source: RefSeq, a predicted model, not a curated record
AUGACAAUGGCCCCGCCAACGAUACCAGCAGAACAUUCUGUCAAUGAUUUCGCAAACGAUGUCGCGUCUCAAAUGGAGGGUUUCACUCAGUCACAGGGUAUAGCAGAAGAGGCUAUUGCACGAGAUCGCGAGGAAGACGAGUCUGCAUCAGAGGAUGACGAUGAGUCUUCCUCGGGUUCGGAUACAAUCCGGCAGCAAUAUUCCAUGAUAAAUUCUUAUCGCCGGCCUUCCUGGGUCAACCCAGGAUCACGAUCCACCGCCAUAAUAUCGUCCAGCGUACCCGAAAGGAGUCAUCUACCAACGUCAUGGAAGAAACACAGUCAUCUGUCGAAGAAAGAGAGGGAGAACGCGCGAGACGAAGAGCGGAGUCUGCUCCGCGACAACCAUCUGAUCCCGCCCAAGCACCCAAGAGCUGGAAGCGAGGGACCCUUUGAUCGAGUGCGAUCUAGAAUGUCAAUUUCAGGACUGCGAAAAGUCAAGAGCACGCCAGACGAGGAAAGCGCAGUCGAAUCACCCUCCGAGCGAACAGCGCUAUUGGGAGCAUCUGAAGGUGAUCCAGGCCAACCAUACGGGGGGUUGGACUCACCCAAGACAAUCAACAAGAAAUGGAACGAGGCGGUUGCAGCAGGGAAGAUCAACACGAGCUGGCAGCGAGAAGCUAAAGUCUUAACCAAGAGUUCCGCACCGCUUAUCUUGACAUUCCUACUACAGUAUAGCUUGCCGGUAGCGAGUAUCUUCACCGUCGGACACAUUGGCAAAACCGAACUAGGAGCUGUGAGUCUGGCGAGUAUGACGGCGUCGAUAACGGGCUAUGCAGUAUACCAGGGUCUAGCAACCUCGCUCGAUACCUUAUGUGCACAAGCAUACGGCUCGGGACGUCCCCAUCUCGUUGGUUUACAACUGCAACGCAUGUUGUACUUUCUCCUCUUGAUCACCAUUCCGAUAUCGCUCAUAUGGGCCUUUGGCACACAGAUCCUCUCGCUCAUUGUUCCAGAGAAGGAAACGGCACGCUUAGCCGGACUGUACUUGAAGGUUCUUAUCUUUGGAGCGCCCGGCUAUGCGGCUUUCGAAAGCGGAAAACGUUAUGUACAGGCGCAAGGUAUCUUCAGCGCGACUAUGUACAUUCUCCUCAUUUGCGCACCACUAAACGCUUUCCUCAACUGGUUCAUGGUGUGGCAUCUCGGCUGGGGAUUCAUUGGCGCACCCAUUGCUGUUUCCAUAACAGAGAACAUCCUUCCUCUGCUAUUGUUUCUCUACGUCAGGUUCAUCGACGGAUACCAAUGCUGGGGUGGUUUCGAUCGACGAGCGCUCAGGAACUGGAUGCCGAUGGUGAAGCUUGCGCUUCCCGGCUUGAUCAUGGUGCUUGCCGAGUUCCUAGCUUUCGAGAUCUUGACGUUGAGCUCAUCGUGGCUUGGCCCGACUGAACUUGCGGCGCAGUCUGUGUUGGGCUCGAUUACCGGUAUCACCUUCCAGAUACCGUUUCCCAUGAGCGUGGCAGCAUCCACGCGUAUCGCUAAUCUCAUCGGCGCUACUCUGGCAGUUCCAGCGAAGACAGCAGCCAAGGUCGCCGUCUUUGCCUCGGUCCUUGUCGGCAUCUUCAAUUUACUACUCCUUUCGCUUCUUCGUGAGGCCAUUCCCCGUCUCUUUACACCUGACGAAGAAGUCAUAGACAUGGUCGCAAAGCUCCUACCGCUAUGCGCGACUUUCCAGGUCUUUGAUGCGUUAGCCGCCAACUGUAACGGUAUCUUGCGUGGCUUGGGCAGACAGGAGAUCGGUGGCUAUGUUGGAUUGUUCGCCUACUAUAUCGUUGGUAUCCCGAUCAGCUUCGGCACCGGGUUUGGAUCCCCACAUUGGGGUCUGUAUGGGCUUUGGAGUGGACCUGCGAUUGCUCUUGGCAUAGUCGCUGCCAUCGAAGGUGUAUUCAUAUGGCGAACAAGCUGGGAUAAAGCAGUUGAAGAUGCAAAGGUGCGAAAUGCUGCAAAUUAG